Molecule: messenger RNA, 1770 nt
Organism: Penicillium verrucosum
Lineage: Eukaryota; Fungi; Ascomycota; Eurotiomycetes; Eurotiales; Aspergillaceae
Gene: fetC
Product: putative ferrooxidoreductase Fet3
Exons: 2
Coding region: 1-1770 (589 amino acids)
Biological process (GO): cellular response to iron ion starvation; reductive iron assimilation
Cellular component (GO): high-affinity iron permease complex
Molecular function (GO): copper ion binding; ferroxidase activity
Source: RefSeq, a predicted model, not a curated record
AUGCUGAUUCGCCUUGCGGUAGUACUACUUCUUGUGCAGUACUGUCAAGCGAAGACGGUGAAUCUGGAUUUCAAUGUCACUUGGGUCAAUGCAAACCCGGAUGGCCUCCAUGAGCGCAAGGUGGUCGGUAUAAACGGCCAGUGGCCGUUGCCUGUCAUUGAGGUGGACAAGGGCGAUCGCCUGAUUGUCAAUAUGUAUAACGGGCUUGGGGACAAGGAGACUUCCAUCCAUUGGCACGGCAUGUUCCAAAAUGGCACCAAUAACAUGGAUGGUCCGUCGAUGGUCACCCAAUGCCCAGUCGCUCCUGGUUCCUCCAUUACCUAUAAUUUCACCAUCCCCCAAAAUGGUACUUACUGGUACCAUUGUCAUACCGACGCCUGCUACCCGGACGGUUAUCGACAGGCUCUGAUUGUGCACGAUGAUGACGCAUAUUUUAACGAUAUGUAUGAUCAUGAAGUUACCGUUACGAUGAGUGAUUGGUACCAUGAGCUUGUUGAGGACAUUCCGUUCAUUCGUGUUGAAAACCCGACGGGAGCUGAGCCUGUUCCGGAUUCCUUCCUCUUCAAUGACACUUUGAACACAAACAUUCCUGUCGAAGCUGGAAAGACCUAUCUGAUGCGAUUGAUCAACAUUGGUGCCUUUGUAGCGCAGUAUUUCUACAUCGAAGAUCACACUUUCCGCAUUGUUGAAAUCGAUGGAGUAUACGUUGACGCGCAAGAGGCCGAUACGCUUUAUAUCGCCGUUGCGCAACGUUAUGCCAUCUUGGUCACCAUGAAAAAUUCUACGGAUAAAAACUAUCCGAUCGUGACGGUUGCCGACUCGCUUUUACUAGAUGUGAUCGAGCCUUCUCUUCAACUCAAUCAAACCAAUUGGCUCGAGUACAAUAGCAGCGCGGCGCACCCGCAAGCUGUAAUGACGGUGGAUGUCGCCUCUGACCUUGUUCCAUACGAUGAUAUGAAACUUGUUGCCCACGAUCGGAUGGAGCUCCUCCCAGACCCUGAUAUGAUCGUUCAGGUCGAUGUUAUUAUGGACAACCUGGAUGAUGGUGCGGGUUAUUCAUUCUUCAAUAAUAUCUCCUACACGAUGCCUAAGGUCCCGACAUUAUACACUGUCCUCACAUCCGGGGAUUAUGCCACAAACCCGGCGGUCUACGGAGAAUACACACAUCCCUUCAUUUUUGAGCACAACGCUGUCAUUGAGAUCGUUCUCAAUAACCUGGAUGGAGUCGCACUCCGUCAUACGGUCCGUCUUUCAAUGACUACACUGACGGUGACCCUCUCCCCUUACAAUGCCACCGAGAAUCCCUCCAGUAGCUUCCCGAAAUACCCCGCUCGCCGAGAUACCUUCGUCGCACCACCCCAGGGUAACUUUGUUGUCCGGUUCGUCGCCGAUAACCCUGGUGUUUGGUUGUUCCACUGCCACAUCGAUUGGCAUAUGUCACAGGGCUUGGCAAUGUCAUUCAUCGAAGCCCCGAAACAGAUUCAACAGCAAUUGUCGCUAACAGAGAGCGAAAUUAACAUCUGCAAUGCUGCCAACAUGUCCUAUGAGGGAAAUGCUGCCGCUAACACGGAGGAUCUGCUCGACCUAACCGGUGAAAAUAAGCAGCUUCCGUGGCUACCUGUCGGAUUCACGGCGAGAGGAAUCGUGGCAAUGGUUUUCUCUUGCGUGUCUGCUUUCCUUGGCAUGGCGUUCAUCACCGUUUACGGUAUUUCAGGCAUCAAAACACCGAAAGGGGAAACUGCUGUGGUUACCGAGCGUGAGGGAUUGUGA